AAUUUUAAAUAUUAUAAGUAUACAUAUGCUUUCUAUCUUAUUUCUAUUUCGAAAGCAUUUCCAGGCCGUAUUUGGCAAAGCGAUAUGCUUCGGCUUUGAUCGCUAUUGGUACUUCGUGUAUCAUUGGCAUAGUAGAAGAAGGAUGGCACAUGAAAGACCGUGAUUCCGCAUCCUUUUCUAUCUUUCCUCUCCGCAGUGCGUCCGCGUAAACAAUGCGAUGAUAUUUGUACAUAUAUGGACAUGUAUCAUAUCGAAACUGAGAUUUUAUUUCUCAACGUUGGUAAACCUGAAGUCAGAGUUUUGGAGUAUCACCGCAUAGAUCUCUAAAUCAAUUCGGAGUUGCCCGUCAUUCCUAUUCUUAUGGAGAUACCUCUAUCGGAGAUAAAUUUCUUUUCACCCAUAUUAUAGCCAAAAUGCUGCGAGAUAAGCUAUAUAACUAUGAUAUUUAUAAUCAGAAUAUUUGCCUGACGAAAGCUACAGAACGAUUUUUGUAAGAAAAUGUGUAAAAAUAAAUAAUUCAUUUAUGCGUAAAUAGAUUUGCACUAUAGGGCAAUAAAGUGUAAAUAUUUUCAUCUAUUGUAAAUUUUUUUUUAAGAGCCAAAUUGCAAAACCGGCUCUGUAGCAAGAGUCAUAAUUUUAUAAAAAAUACGUAGAAAAAGAUUCAUGGCAGAAUAUUGCUUCUACGAGAUAAUAUAUGGGUGUACUCAAAUAUAUAGCUGCACUCAAAUAUAUAUCUGUAAAUAAGGAGUAGGUAGUUUUAUUUUAAUUAUUUAAAAGCUAAAUUGCAAAAUUGGCUCUAUAGGUAGCUUUGUAAUUGUAAAAGAAAUUAUCUUAACAAAGUUUUAUGACGAAACAUUUCUAUAAGACAAAAUAUAAUUGAGUACAGAUACAUAUCUGCACUGUAAAUAAGGAGUAGAUCAUUUUAGAUCAAGUUGAAGUUAGCCCAUCCUUCUAUCGACCCAACACGUUUUUGCACGAAAUAAAAAAAUGUAUUAAAAUAUAUAUAAAGUUUAAUAAAUUUUCUGUCAAAUAAUAAGUGAUUGAAGACAUUUAAGUGAACUUAAUCUGAAUGUAUCCUUUGAAAAGGAAAAAUAAUUAAAUACAAUCAUCAGGACAAUUAAAAAAUUAAAAAAUAAAAUAAUGAAUACGACUUGUAUAAUGCGUAAGUUGAUUCGAGUAUGCAAACGUUUUGUACACACUAAAACGAAAUGUUACGAAAGACCAGAAUGGAUAAAGCCAAUAGGACAUCAGACAGAAGUAUUUAUAUAUAAUCCAAUAACGAAAUGCAAGGUGCCACUGAUCCUGAAAACUAACAAUGUUUUAAAGUGGUAUAUCUGCGGACCUACAGUAUAUGACUCUGCGCACAUUGGACAUGCAACCACUUAUAUAAAAUCAGACAUCAUCCAUCGAAUUCUAUCAGAUUACUUAAAUAUAGAUGUGUUACUAGUUAUGGGUAUAACCGAUAUUGAUGACAAAAUAAUAAAACGUUCCAUUGAAAGUGAAAAGGAUUUCAAAACUUUAUCGAGGCAAUUUGAAGCUGAAUUUUUUACAGAUAUGAAUGAAUUAAAUAUCCGCAAGCCAUAUUUAUGCUGUAGAGUUACAGAUUAUAUACCUCAAAUCAUUCAAUUUAUCGAAAGACUUAUAGCCAAGGAUGAUGGUUAUAUUACAAAAGAUGGAUCUGUCUAUUUUAAUACAAACAAGUACAAAAAAUAUGGUAAAUUAUCAAUUCCUACGCCUGAUAUUAGGAAAGAUCAGCAUUUGAAUAAAAAAUCAUCUUUAGACUUUGCAUUGUGGAAAGCAGUGAAAGAUAACAAACCAUCUUGGAAAUCUCCAUGGGGCUAUGGUAGACCAGGAUGGCACAUAGAAUGCAGUGCAAUUGCAAGCACAGUCUUUGGAAGUUCUAUUGAUAUGCACAGUGGUGGAAUAGAUUUGGCAUUUCCACAUCAUGAGAAUGAAGAGGCACAAUCUUGUUGUUAUCAUGAUGUUGACCAAUGGGUUAAUUAUUGGCUUCACUGUGGUCACUUAAGCCUAAAAGGAGAUGUAAAAAUGUCGAAGAGUCUAAGAAAUACUAUAAGCAUACAAGAUUAUCUCAAAAAAUAUUCAGCAAAUGAUCUUAGAAUGCUGUGUCUACUUUCUCAUUAUCGAAACGAUAUCGAAUUUACUGAAGAAAUUAUGCAAGGCGCAAUAUCGUUAAAUAAGAAGCUUCAUAAUUUCAUAAAUGAUUGUGAUAAUUAUGUUGCUGGAACAUUUAAAACUGGUGAAAUUGAUGAAAAUCUUUUGUUUACAACUUUAUAUGACACAAGAAAUCAAAUUCACACAGCGUUGACAGAUGAUUUUGACACUUCAAAAGCAAUGCAUGCUAUUAUAAAUCUUGUUGGAGUAGGAAACAAGAUGCUUCGUCAAGAUAAUAUAAUAUCACGUAGCAAUAAUGCGAGCUGUCAGAAUCAGAGCGCUUGAGCAAAAUCCCAAAGAUACAGUUUUGUUGAAAGAAUGCGACAAUGCACGAAAGUGCUUAAAUACUUGUGGAAUUGUG
Messenger RNA from Pogonomyrmex barbatus (red harvester ant), 2533 nucleotides. RefSeq names its product cysteine--tRNA ligase-like protein, mitochondrial (gene CysRS-m). Gene Ontology annotation, biological process: cysteinyl-tRNA aminoacylation. The record is from RefSeq and is a predicted model, not a curated record. Gene Ontology annotation, molecular function: ATP binding; cysteine-tRNA ligase activity. NCBI's taxonomy places the organism in Eukaryota, Metazoa, Arthropoda, Insecta, Hymenoptera, Formicidae. Gene Ontology annotation, cellular component: cytoplasm.